Messenger RNA from Acytostelium subglobosum LB1, 2529 nucleotides. RefSeq lists its product as hypothetical. The coding region runs from base 1 to 2529 and encodes 842 amino acids. The record is from RefSeq and is a predicted model, not a curated record. The transcript is spliced from 4 exons. Lineage: Eukaryota; Evosea; Eumycetozoa; Acytosteliales; Acytosteliaceae.
AUGGAUAUAGAGUUCUUCAAAAUACACGCUGGUGAGGUUGUUGAACGAAAGGUGUAUGCUAGUAAACAUACUCAGGAUGGUCCUUUGACAGGUCAUUUCUUUAUAACCAACUUCCGUCUGGCAUUCAUUGCCAACACUGAUGAGGAUAGACAAUUGGAUGAGAAUGUAGACCUACCUUUGGCAAGAAUAUCAAAGUUGGACAAGUCAACAUUAUCAUCAAUCACUACAACAAAGAGGAAUAAGAACAGACAUUGUCUAUUUGUACAAGUAAGAUAUAUAGGAUAUUGGUUGAGAUUCUACUUCACAUCUGAUCAACUACUCGAAGAGAUUAUGUCCAAAUGUCGAUGUUCAGUCUGGCCACAGUUGUCCAAUGAGUCGGCUUUCGCGUUUGCCAACAAAGAUACAUACCCCAACACCAACAUCAACAAGUCAGGAUGGAGACUAUACGAUGUGAUCCAAGAGUAUAGGAGACAAGGAAUCAACAAUCAACCCAACACCAAAUGGUCGAUCACAUAUGCCAAUGCAGACUAUAGGUUGUGUGAUUCUUAUCCCAAGAUAUUGGUUAUUCCAACUGGUAGUCAACCAUUAUUGUCCAAGGCGGCCGCAUCUAGAACCAAUAGAAGACUGCCAGUACUGUCAUGGCGACAUCCAACCAAGGGUUCAGUGUUGGUCCGCUCGGCCAAGCUCACCAGCACAUCCAACAAGACAUGUCGAAUGGUAGAUGAGAAGUUAAUGGAUAUGAUAGUAAUGGCCUCGGGCAACACAAGCACAUCGAUCACUUUGAUUGACGCUCGUCCAAACGAGAACGCAGGAGGUGUGGAGGCCCCUGACAUCAGUAGCGAUCCAUGGAGCAGUGGACAUAAUGAUGGAAGUAGUGACUUCCACUUUUACUCGAGACUGGAGGACUCUAGAUGGUUGGAUCAUCUCAGCAUGUUGAUUCAAAGUGCUGUCAAUGUGGCCAAGAUGCUGGAUUAUGGAUCCUCGGUGAUGGUAUAUUGUGCGGACGGAUCCGAUCAAACUUGUCAACUAUGCUCACUGGCCAUGCUAUUGAUUGAUCCAUACUAUCGUACAUUGGAAGGAUUUGCCAUACUGAUAGAGAAGGAAUGGCUAUCAUUUGGUCAUCAGUUCUGGAAACGUACACAUGGUUCCAACAAUGAUGAACGUGCACCUUUGUUCCCUCACUUCAUUGAUUGUGUAUGGCAGAUUAUCAAUCAAUAUCCAAGUCGAUUCGAAUUCAAUCAACGUCUAUUGGUCGAUCUCCUGGACGCACUUCAUAGCAAUCAGUUUGGAACAUUCCUGUAUGAUUCGGAGAAGGAGCGAUUGAACAAAGCUGCCAACUCAACUCCAUCAUUCUGGUCACAUGUUGAGCAACAUCGAUCAACAUAUAGUAAUCCAUUGUAUAGUCUAUUGGACAAUGAAGGUGGCGAUGCUCCACUCUCACCCAAGGGUGACCUCAAGUUCUUGAGGUUGUUCGAGGCAUAUCAUAUGCGAUGGACUUGGACAACAGACCAUAAUGAUGGUGAUAGUGAGAUGUUAAUCACAAACUUUGUAAGAGAAAAAGAUGAUCAGAUUACAAGAUUGGAGCAAGAGAGGGACUUGAUGACUGAGGAAAGGUCAAAGUCAUGUCAAAGAGUGGCCAACACAAUAGCAGCACAACAAAGUGACCAGGACACGAUUGAGAUGCUUCGACAACAACUGGACAUUGUAACGCAAUCAUGUAACAAUCAGAAGAAGGAGAUGAACAAACUCAUACACGAGUGUGAAGACCUAUCGCGAACCUUGGAGAUCAACAAUAUAUCAACGACUGAGCAAGUCAGGACCAUUGGUAUCGAUUGUUUGGAACAAACAGUCAGGGACAUGGAAUUGGAGAAUAUUCAACUUGCUCACGACAAUGAUGUUGUUGAGAUCUCGAUUGAUCAGUUAAAGAUGAGAAUGUUAGAAGUCGAUCAAUCAUUGGACGACAAUGUGAACAGACUAGCAAGCAACAAGGAGAGACUAAGGCAUAGUGAGAGAAAGGCCAAUGAAUCACAACAGAGUCUGGAUCAAAACUUAAAGUUGGAGAAAACAAUCAGAGAGCAGACAGAGUACUAUCGCAAUCAGGUUAGAGGUGACUGUCACCAAGAUAAUCUGGAAGGAGAUGUAGUGGCGCCAGUGUCCAGUACAAUCAAUAACUUAUUGGACUUCAUCAUUGACAAGGUGAACAGCAAGUUGAGACCAAACAUCAACAACAUUGAUAUUGUAGGGCGAUCAACAUCUUCAGACACACCAAUCUUUAAAUCAAGAGGGUUCGCAUUUGGAGUCAGAGACAAUGUUCAAGUGUCAUCUGGAACAACAACAUCAUCGUCAAAAUCCAAGAAGAGGAAGAAGAAGAAGAAGAAGAAGAAGUUGGAUGAGACAACAACACCAACAUCAACUACACAUCAUGAUGAGAAGGAGAGUGUAUUGGAGGAAGAAAUGACAAGGUUAUACAUUGUGAACGAUGUGAACGUGACUACCUACUACUUCAACAACAAGAUCGAAAGUGUAUAG